AAGCUGUUUCAACUGUGAAAAGUCAAAUAUUAAUUAAAUGACAUAUUAAAAAGUACUUAAAUUCACAAAUUUGUUUGUUGUUUCUGAUAGUGAAUUAAAAAAUCUUAUCGUCAAUAAAUAUUUUCAGUGCAAUAUUACGUUUAAUACGUUUUAAGUUUUCGUGAAAAAAAAAAUCAAUAAAGUAACGAAGAGGAAAGCAACCUCAUGAAGAAUUAUCUCAGCAAAGUGUCAAAGUGUUUAAGUCUUUAAAGAAAACAAAAGCUUUGAUUUGUGAUUGUCAACAGGAGCAAUGUCUAAGAAAAAUCAAUCUCGCAUACCAAUGCGUGGCUUUAGCAGCCAAAUUCCAACUUUAGGAUCAUCAACAUCAUCUCCAUCGCAGCAGUCCAAAAUGACUUCUCCAUUUACACCAGCAAACACAUCAAAUAUCAAAUCAAUAGCCACAAAAGUUAAUCGUCCCACAGAAUUUGACGUCCCCCAACAACAGAGAGGACUUUCACAUUCAACACAAUUUUGCCAAAAAAGAACUCAGAUUACCAAAGCAAGUGAAUCAAAUUUAACGCCAACAUCUCGGACUAAUCAACGCCCAUAUACUGAUCAUAAUAACUAUUCAAUCAAGAAGGAAAUUGCUAGUCAGAAGCCAAAGGAUGAAAAGGAAAAUGUGAUGAAGAAAAUUGAUGCAAAAUGUGAUGAAGAAUUGUUAUUUGAUGAAACAAUUGACUUGGUGGGAAGUGAAGAAAAUUUGAAUGAUGCGAUUACAUUGUCUAAACAACAAUACGAUAUCUUUCAACCAAAUAAAAGCUUACUACCAUCAUCAUCAACAUCGUUGACUGAAACAAAAGCAUUCAACUCAGAAAACUGUCUGUUGAAUCAGAACGAGAGGGUAAAAAGAAGUCGUGAUGAUAAUUCAAAUCAAAGCAUGAAAAAGGGUAGCGAUUACUUGCGUCUAUCAUUGUCACAACGUUGGAUAUCACAAGAUCAACUACCAGAUCCAUCAAAACUUUUAUGUAUGACACCAGAAGAAGAUGCGGAGAAGAUUUCAGUUCAUCAUAUGGAAAUUGAUGAAGUUGAUGACGAAAAAAGUUCACAAAAUACUCCAUACGAUGAUUUAAAUAUCCAAAAAAGAUUUUCAUUCGGCUUUGACAUCACUGAUUGUAAUUUGGAUUGUUCACUUGAACUUGUCGACACAUCAAUAUCGUCAAUGGCACAGAAAUCAGCAGAUGAAGAAAAACAAUUAUCGUAUGAUGUUGAUGAAAGUCUUGGAAUUUUAACACCAGAUCAGAUGAAAGAAUUUCUUGAUUCAACUGCAACUAAUCACAGCAAGAAUUUAGAAUUGCCAAUACUUGCGAUUGCUGGGAAAAUGAAUCUUCAAUAUCGAAUGGAUCAAACACCUUCACCAGAAGAAUUACCAUUAGAUCCCAUUGGAGUGAAAACUGACAACACAAAUGAAGCUUUACAACAAGUAACGGCAACAACUUCAACAUCAUCACAUCAAGAGCAUUCACAAAACGACAGCGAUCCGAAGACAGAAAUGACAAAGUCAGGAAAUUCAAAAAUUUCUAAUAGCAUCAUAACAAGUAUAACAAGCAUCACUUCACUUGACACUGGAUAUAUUGGCGAUGGUGAACUUUCACGUCCUACAAGUCGUGGUGCUGAUCAAACACCUUCGAAAGCUCCACGUGAGAUUCCCGCUCAUCCAGUAAUGAACUUUAAUCGUCCGCCUCCUGCAGCUUAUCGUUGUAAUGAUCCAAUGACAGAUUCUGAUUUCUUCACUGAAAGUGAUGCUGAUGAUAUUAUUCAUCAACGAGAGAAUCAACGUCGUGCUCAAGUCAUUGAUGGUCAACUUUAUGGGCCAAUGGUUCAGGGAGCGAAUGUUUUUAUUCAACAUCAACUUCAAAGUGAAAGAGAUACAUGUAUGGAAUCAAGUGGCGUGUUUACUGAUGUAGAAAAUUGUUGUGGUGAUGAAUAUGUCGUGAAACGUGAGAAUAACAUUCAUAAUUCUAAUGUUAUGUCACCUGACUUGUCUUCAGAUACUCUCAGUAGCAGUCACACAGCUUGCAGUCAAAAAAAUAUCAACACAAUGUUAUCACCAUCAUCACCCGCACAACUAAUAAGCGAACAUCGUCAUGCAAUCGCUACUGAACCUUUGUCAUCAGUUUGUAACGUCUCUAUGAUAGAUGAGUGUGUUAAUCUUAUCAGCGAUGUUUCAAACAAUUCGUGUAGCUACGAAGAAAAGAAGAACAGCAGCAUCUCUUUGAAAGCUAAGAAAGCGAUUGGUGUUAAAAAGUCUGUCUCAGUUAGUCGCAAAAAAAAGAACGAGGAGAAUUUGAGCGCUAAGAAAAUAGAAAAACAAUCGUCUGCAAGUCCUAAUAGCAGUGAAAGAAUGAAAGUUGUUUCGAAAAUUAAAAGCGAAGUUCAAGAAGAAUUAAAAAAUAAAUCAAAGAAAAGUCACAGCAGUAAAUGGGAAUCUGUUAUGAAUAAAAUCACUGAGAAUAUAAAUGUCAAAAAGAACUUUGAUAACGUCAAAUCUAAAGUGACUUGUGGUGCUGUAAAGCGAACACUUUCCUCUAAAGCGCCAUCAUUUGAUGAUCAUGGUUCAUCAAUGUCAAGUAGACAAUUCAAUGGAAAUAAAUGUGGACGAACACCGAGUAAAAAACUUCAGCAAAGAUCUCAAAGUGACUUGACUACAACGGGGGCGUCGCCGAUAGUUCAACGUCCAAAUAAAAAAUGUAAUGUUAUUCCAAUCGAUUCUUCAGUGUACGAUUCGAGCCCACCGCCAGUCAAAACUUGCCCGACGAAUAGAGGAAAUGGAACAAUUGGAAGUCAAAAAAGCAGCCCUCGCACCAUUUCAAACUUACACAAGCAAAAUUCACCAAAGCAAAAUGAAGUUGCGACAAUCACAAUUUCCAAGGAGUUUAAAAAGUCGCCACUUCCUAAGAAGACACUUUCUCGAACUACAGCAACGUGGAGUGCGACAACUCCCGAAAAGUCGCCGACAUUAAGAGACAAUAAACGUUCAAUUGCUCCAUCAUUGUCAAUUGAAUCUCCUAGGUCAUCAAUUCGUUCAAAUCAUUCAUCAAAAUCAGCAUUGCAACCUUUAAGUAAUUCCAAAAUAAGCGAGAAUGUUAUUUGUCUAAGCAGCUCACCAAAAGCGGCUAAAAUUAAUAAAAUUGAAAACAAUAAUAGUAGUCGUAUAGUAAAUAAGAAUAAUAAACAAAAACAAGUUGAUCAAAAAGCAUUUGUGGAGGAUCAGAAGCAGAAAUUUGAAUUAUUGAAUGCAUAUAAAGGAGUCGAAGCACUUGGUGUACUUGUACAAUAUUUAGUUUAUAAAUUGGAUGCAUUUUCUUGCCCAUCAUUGAAAGAAUCUCAACAGAAACUCUCAAAGAAAUUGCUCGAAGUACAAAAUAAUCUCAACGAAACAAAUCUUUCUCAUCAAAAUAUCAUUGAGAAAUCAAAUGAACGUGAAGAAUAUUUCAAGAAACGUGAAAUUGAUAUUCAUGAAUUGCAUCAACGUGAAAUUGCGACUGUGAAAAAGCAACUUGAAGAUCUCGAAAAUGAAAGAAAAGUUACAAUCGAAGGUCUUGAAGAGAAACUUCUUCAUAAUCAAAGAGAAUCUGAAAUAAAUUUUCUCGCAUUCACUAAAAAUGCCGAUGAAAAACUUUCCAUUCGUGAAGCUGAACUUCAGUCAACUAAGGAACGUGAAGAAAGUUUACUUAAGCGAAUUCAAACGAUGACAAUAACUGAAGAUGAACUUCGAGAAAAAGUUCACAAAAGUGAGAUGGAGUUCAGUGAAAAGCUUCAUCAUGCCAAUAUACGUGAUCAAGAACUCAAUGAAACGAUCAUUCAACUGACAAAGCGACUUGAAGAGACGAAGACAAAAUCUGAAAUUGAGAUUUGUGAACUCAAGCAAAAGCUAAAUUUGUAUCAAAGUGAACUCAAAAUUUGUCGUCAAUCACAAAAUUCCAACGAAUCAUUCCUGAACAAAUCCGUCAGUCUCAAUCAGUCACAAUUGCUACAAGAUGAAGUUGAAUCUUUGCAAUGUGUUCUUAAACUCAAACAAAGUGAAAUAUCAGAUUUAAGAAUACAGAAUGGCGAACUUCAACGUGCAGUUGGCGACACGCAAGCAGCUCAGGCUAAAUGUUCUGUUUUAGAGUCGAGACUUGAAGAUCUCAAAGUUCAAUUGGGUGUUAAACAUGAGGAAGAAAAGGAUCUUCUAAAGAAAGUGAAACAAACGCAAGAAUCUCACGACAAUAUUCAUAAGAAGUUGACUCGUUUGUCAAUGCAUAACGAAGAACUUCAAUGGCGUUUAAAACAGAAUGCUGAACGUUAUUCUCACACAAUUAAUGAACUUUCAAAGAGUUAUCAUGAAUUAAGUUCCAUAAACAAUCGAAGCAACGCUACAUUCAGUGAGAUUGACAUGAGUCAUGAGUUUUAUGAUGAUAAUGAAAGAAUUUCACCGCCAAUUUCUCCGAUUGUUAAAGGUGUUAUUGAGAAGAGCGAUUCAGUUUCAUGGGUAUUGGAAAUAGACGAUGAAGAGCCAGAAGUUCUUGCAAGUCGAAUGGUUCGACGUGCUGGCUCAUUUCGUUCUGAUAAAUGUUCACCAUCACCAAUAGCAAAGCGAAAGAAAUGUCAAAACAAUACAAGCAUUCAACAAUCAGCGUCAGCUUCUCUAAUAAAUCAACAUUUAGAGCCACUUCCACAAGGUUCAACUCCAGCAAAUAAAAGAAAUCGUUCAAAAUCGCUCAGUGCUAAUAAAGUUAUCAGAGAAACGAAGAAGAAAGUCGUUCGUUCAGUUUCAAACACUUGUAGUAACACACUUGAUGCUGAAUGGAAGCAAUUUGAUGAAACUGGUGAAGCAAUGGUCAGUUGCUCAAAUUCUGAAGAUGAAGAAGAGAAUUCAGCUUCGAUAUCUUCGUGUGCUUCUACUGGUCCAUCGACGCCAUCAAUCAACAGCUCAAACUUGAAUAAUCAAGAGCUGAUGAAAGACAUCAAAGAUCCAGCAAUUCAAUGGGAAGCAAGUGAAGCUAUGACCGACAUUUGUGGAAUUUUCUACAAAAAAACUUUGAAAAUGAAUUUAAAAUGGAUGAUAACGGUAGUAAUUAUUGCGUUUGUAUCAUGUGUUCAAUGCACAAACCAAGAUUUAUGGCAGCCAAAACUUGGUUGUCAUUUGGUUGGCUACACCAGAAAGGUUUCCAUCCCAGAUUGCAUCGAAUUCUCUUUAACUACUAACGCUUGUCGUGGAUUUUGUGAAAGUUUUGCGGUAUCAAGCAAUUUUGCUGUUGGAACUCAUCGUCCUGAUCAACCAAUCACUUCUGUUGCACAGUGUUGCAAUAUUAUGGAGUCUGAAGAUAUGAAAGUUAAAGUUGGAUGCAUUGAUGGGAAACGAGAAGUCACAUUUAAAAGCGCGACUCGAUGUUCUUGUUUCCAUUGCAAGAAAUCUUAAAUCCUUUUUUUUAUUACAAAGAAACUUUAAAUCUCUUGAUAAAUGCUGCACUCUGAUUACAUUAUCGCUUUCCCUCUUAUUUUCCCAUGUAAUAAUAAAAUAUUAAAUGAAAUUGAUUAAAAAUUUGAGGCGUAGGUGUAUCAAUAAAAUGACGAAGAAUCAAUAAAAGUUUUAAGAACUGGGGAAAAGGAAAAUUCUUUUCCUUGAAUUUUUAUUACAUUUAUUCCCAUACUGACUUUAAAUGUCACAUUCUUAGGAGAUUAGACUCUUUCGAUAUGAAACAUUCAAUUCGCCUAAAAGCUCAAUAAAUUAAAAGAAAAUUUCUCGAC
Molecule: messenger RNA, 5769 nt
Organism: Clunio marinus
Lineage: Eukaryota; Metazoa; Arthropoda; Insecta; Diptera; Chironomidae
Source: the annotation of a GenBank genome assembly